UAAAUUCAUCUUGUCACUAUUACUGGUUUUUCUUUCCCCGCCCCAAAGUUGUGAGAACUUGCUGGAUGAAGGAGCACGUUACUUCCAGCAGGCAGCAAACAGGUGUAAUAAAACGGUGAAGCAAGUUGUUCAGCCUUUGUCUCAGGUCGCCCUUCAUUGUGCCACGGGAACAGGCUGUUGCUGGUAUCUUCUCUCCUGAAGCUGAACCUUGGCGUUGGAGAAAGUUUUGUGUCUUUGUGUUUAGCGUUGCUGAUGGUGUAGAGCAGUAGGAUCAAACUCCCGGGUCUGUGUUUCUGCAGCCAAUGGCACAAAGCCUUGUGCUGGUGUGGGAUAGUGACAGGGCAAGGGGGACAGCUCCACUGAGAUGGUAGAAGUUAAAAUUGUCCAUUGUCAUGUCUUGCUUGAUGGGGAAUGCUGCUCUUUGUAGUCCUCUGAGAGCACUUCAGUCAACUGGAAUAUCUGGCUUUACCAAGUCCCAGCUGAAGCUGUGUGCCCAGAGCAGCUGCCUGGUGAUCUUAGCUUUGAUUCGGGAAGCUGGUGCUUCUGGCAAGUGGAAUGCAAAGUGCCAGUACAUCCCAAAGCUCCUCCGUGCAUCCUGGCACGUUCCUUGUAGGGAUAGAUUGACCCAUGGAAGAGAUGAGGAUGAUCUGUGCCAGCAGUGAGCAGUCCCUAAUCCUGCUCAGUGCCGCUUGUAGCCUGUCAAGGGGCUCUAUACAGUUCAUGGUAUUGGAAAGGAAGAAGAGUUCUCAAACAUCUUCUUAAGAUGGUGCUGAAGAACAUCUUUUAUUUGAUUCUGAACAAAUUCCAUCUGCUAGAACAGCUGACCAAAGAAAAGUACUGGAGGAGUUAAACCAGUUGAGAGCCCUUUAUCUUCCAGUGGCCUUCUGGUAUGGUAACAUAAUUAUUCCUGGGAAUUGCUUAUUGAAGAGGUGUGUCUUGGCUGACACAGAGGCUUGAGAAAUGUCAAAGAGCAAGGGAGGUUUUAAACAUAUGUUUUUCAGUUAAUACAUGGCAAUAAGAGUAUGUGAUAUUGCUAGUACCAUCACCUUUCUUUAAAGUACCAAAGGGGGCACUGGUUUGGUUUCUGUGCAGAAAUUGUAUGCAAACUUCAGUUCUCAUUAAAAAGUUUCUCGUAGCUGGAUCUCUUUGUGUUGCUUUAUGAAGCGAAUUCUUUUGUAGUUUGCUGCAUGGACCCACUGUGUGUAAAGUGCUGCUCCAAAGUUACGAGCCACUUUUCUGUUUGAUUCACACUUCUGAGCAAAGCAUACAAAGGGUUUUGCAUCAUGGGCAAUAAUGUUGUUCAGUGCAAAGACUUUGUUGUGCUGUAGCAUUUUGAAACUUCGUGUUGCCAUGCCCCCAUGACAAGGAGAACACAAUAGGAGUCAUAAUGACACACAAGGUUUGCACAAUUCCCAAAUUCGUUGCAGGUGGGCGGUUCCUGGUAACUCCAAGCACAAGGCUGUUGGAAGUAUAUGAACUUGCCUGAGCUGUGUGAUUAGUUCUCAGUUAUUUUCAAAGUUCUUGGAGAAUCAAUGUGUGAUAUUUAUUUAACAUUGUUUGUGUUUUGGGAGGGCAGUCACCUGCGUGUAGCGUUGCCACAGUCUGUUCAGUUGUUCAUUUCACUGUCUGUCUCUCCAGGUUCACUGAAAUAAAUUCUUUUGAGAGGAUCUUUUAGUUUUCCUCUCUGACUACUGUAUGCAAGGUGCACCUGAACACUCUCCUGUUUAUGAAACUGCAUGUGCUGGGGGUAGCAGUGGCUCAGCAGUUGUGUAAGGGAGAUCUGUGCAUGAUCUCAUUAAACUGAGAUUAAUGUUAGAGCAUCUUCCUUCUCCUGGGAAAAGGAGGUGGUGUCUUACACUUGUCUCUGUGUACUGCAACUGCUCCUUCCCUUGCUGUAGCUGUUCUGCUUGGCUUGUGCUUUCUUCUUGAGUAUCUGCCUUGACAGUGUGUCACAGCCAAGCAGGGUGGUAGAGAUGAACAGUUAAAGAAUAGCUCAGGCUUGUUUCAUUGAUUUCAAGCUAAAAUUGUUCUUAAACUUGUCCUUUCACAGUGAGUCAUGGCACCUGUAAUCGAUAAAUGUGAUAAAACUGGUAUUUAAGUGAUACUUAGCUAUGUUCUGUUAGUGUGAAAUCAGUGAUGCUAAGGAAGAGCUUUUUGCUGUGCAGCUGGCCCAGCCUCUGUUCUCUUGCUGUUCUCUUACUGUGUUGUAACAGCAGUAAGGCAAACCCCUGAGUGCAGGAGAGAACCUGGUGCAGACAAGGCCAUGGUAGUGACGGUUUGUUAAAGCACCACCAACUGCCUGGAGUUCAAACAAAGCUGCUUGAUAAGGCCUCUUUUAUUUUAGCAGGGUUGAUAAAGUGUUAUCAGCUGCAUAGGUAGAAGUUCUCCCUUUAAGCAGGAAGGAGUGCCGAGGAAGGAAUGAGAAGGAGACCUAAAUCAAGGCAGGAUUUAAGAGUUCUUGAGAUACUUGCUGGCAUUUUGAGAAGAAAGUUCUUGGACUGCAUCCCAUUGAAAACCUGUUCAAGUUGAGUAAAGGUUGCCAAGGAAGCACACAGAUGGUACCUUGCAACUCUGCUACGUGAGCAAAAUAAACUCAUUAUGGGUAUGUUUUUGUUGUGGGGUUCAUUUGAGACUACAUCCACACUUAAUACUGUCUACGUAGUGAAAACUUCUGACCUGGGCUUCCUCUUCUUGCAAGACUGGAUUAACUUGUGUGAUUGGGACUUACAACAUUUUGGCUGGAAAUUCCACUCUCAUGGGAGGACAUAAGGAAAAAUUGCAACAAAUUUCUGCACAGGGUAGUUCCCUGCCAGCCUUUGCCAAGCUGAUGGAGAAAAUGAUGGAGAGUGUCUCAGCAAGCUGUGCACAGGCAUCAAGAUCCAUUGCUGUGUGCAGAAACAAGGAAGCCACAGGAAAAUGUGGAGCUCUGGGUUGGUGGCACUCAGCAGUGAGGAACAAUUAAUUAAUGCUGCUCUUUGGAAGGAGCAUUUGUCCUUUUAUUGGAUAUGGGUUCACAUGCCACCUCUCACUGCAUCUGAAAUGAAUGGAGCUGAGCAAGGAAGACAAAAUGAAAUCUGGUUGUGAUGUUAAACUGCUCCUUAGUCUGAUUGGAAACAGGAUUUUCUUGUGCUUUCAUUGCCUUUCCAUAUGAAUUGUGAGGAGAUUUUGUUUUGUGUCUGGACCUAACCCAAUGGGGUAAAAAAGGGGACAUGACUGUAUUUAGCUGAGCAUUCAGGAUUUUUGUUGCCAAGAUACUACAGCAAGGAAGAUGAGAAGGUUCUUAAGACCCGGCCACGAUCCAGUGAGAGAGAGGCUCAAACGGGACCUUUUCCAGUUUAACAAGACUGUGGAACAUGGAUUUCCCCACCAGCCCAGUGCCCUGGGCUACAGCCCAUUUCUCCGGCUCAUGGCCAUUGGGACACGAUCAGGAGCCAUCAAAUUAUAUGGUGCUCCUGGGGUGGAGUUCAUGGGUUUACAUGAAGAAAACAACACUGUAAUGCAAAUUCACUUUAUACCUGAUCAGUGCCAGCUGGUGACACUGCUGGAUGAUAACAGCUUGCACCUCUGGAGCCUGAGGCAGCACGGAGGAGCAUCUGAGCUGCGGGAGGAGCAUCGCUUCACCCUCAAAGGGCCACCUGGCUCUCCACCAAGUGCCACCCAGGUGACAGCUGUGCUUCCACAUUCCUCACGGGAGGUGCUGUACCUUGGCACAGAGAGUGGCAACAUCUUUGUGGUGGAGCUGCCCUCGCUGAGAGUGCUGGAGGACAGGACCAUCACCCCUGAGGCCGUGCUGCAGCGGAUACCAGAAGAUAAUUGCAACAGGCGAUCCUGUGAGCUGGUGGAAGCCCUUCAGGAGCAUCCUAAGAACCCUGACCAGAUCCUAAUUGGAUACAGCAGGGGCUUGAUUGUCCUCUGGGACCUGCAGAAUAACAAAGCAACACAGCAUUUCCUGGGCAGCCAGCAACUGGAGAACCUCUACUGGCAGAGGGAUGGCAGUAAAUUCAUUAGUUGUCACUACGAUGGAAGUUACACCCAGUGGCCAGUAUCCAGUGACAACAGGCAGUCAGAGCCUCUGGAAAACACUGUGCCUUAUGGUCCUUUUCCUUGCAAGGCCAUCUCCAAGAUCUACUGGCAGACAACAAAAAAUGGGCUUCCUUACAUAAUAUUCCAAGGAGGAAUGCCCCGGGCUAGCUAUGGGGACAGGCACAGUAUCUCUGUUAUCCACGGCAGCCAGCAAACAGCCUUUGACUUCACCUCCCGAGUGAUUGACUUCUUUAUAAUCUUCAGUUCAGAUCCUGCUGCAGAGUUCGAUGACCCCUCUGCCCUGGUGGCACUGGCAGAAGAAGAGCUCGUGGUCAUAGACUUGAAAAGUGCAGGCUGGCCAGCAGUGCACCCCCCAUACCUGGCCUCCCUGCACUGCUCAGCCAUCACCUGCUCCCACCACGUCUCCAACAUCCCCCUGAAGCUCUGGGAGCGGAUAAUCAGUGCUGGGAGCAAGCAGAACAUCCACUACUCCAGUAUGCCCUGGCCAAUUGAUGGUGGCACCAACAUUGCUCCAGAUCCUCCACAGAGGGACUUGCUGCUGACAGGGCAUGAGGAUGGCACAGUGAGGUUUUGGGAUGCCUCUGGUGUGUGCUUGCACCUUCUUUAUAAGCUGAGCACAGUGAGAGUGUUCCUGACUGAUGCUGAUCCCAAUGACAACAUGAACACCCUGGGGGAGGAUGAGUGGCCUCCCCUCCGCAAGGUUGGUACCUUUGAUCCUUACAGUGAUGAUCCAAGACUUGGGAUCCAGAAGAUCUACCUGUGUAAAUACAGUGGAUACUUGGCUGUAGCUGGUACAGCAGGACAGGUGCUGGUGAUGGAACUGAAUGAUGAGGAUGCAGAGCAUGUGGUGGACCAUGCAGAAGCAGAUCUCCUGCAGGACCAAGAGGGCUAUCGAUGGAAGGGUCACGAGAAGCUAAAAACUCGAGAUGGGCCUGUUCGAUUUGAAGCUGGUUUUCAGCCAUUUGUCCUUGUCCAAUGCCAGCCCCCAGCUGUGGUCACCUCUUUGGCCCUGCACUCAGAGUGGAAGCUUGUGGCCUUUGGUACCAGUCAUGGGUUUGGGCUUUUUGACCAUCAGCAGAAGCGACUGGUCUUCGUCAAGUGCACACUGCACCCCAGUGACCAGCUGGCCUUGGAGGGUCCCCUGUCAAGGGUGAAAUCCUUGAAGAAGUCUCUCCGGCAGUCGUUCCGGCGGAUCAGGAGAAGCCGCGUGUCCAGUAGGAAGCGGCGAGGAGCUGCUGGGAACGCCUCAGAGGUGCAAGAAGCAAAUGCCAAGUUUGACCAGGAUGCGUUGCAGGAGAUGGAGCUGGCUCCGGUCCAGCGCAAGAUCGAGGCGCGCUCAGCAGAAGAUUCUUUCACUGGCUUUGUGCGAACCUUGUAUUUUGCUGAUACCUUCCUGAGAGACAGCUCCCGGCACUGCCCGUCCCUGUGGGCUGGCACCAAUGGAGGGACAGUCUAUGCUUUCUGUUUACGUGUUCCUCCAGCUGAGAGGAGGAUGGACGAGCCUGUGAGGGCAGAGCAGGCCAAAGAGAUUCAGCUGAUGCACAGGGCUCCUGUUGUGGGGAUACUUGUGUUGGAUGGACGCAGCACUCCCCUCCCAGAACCUCUAGAAGUAGCACAUGACCUUUCCAAGAGUCCUGAUAUGCAAGGCAGCCACCAGCUGCUGGUGGUAUCUGAAGAGCAAUUUAAGGUCUUCACGUUGCCCAAGGUCAGCUCCAAGCUGAAGCUCAAGCUGACAGCCCUGGAGGGCUGCAGGGUACGGAAGGUGACAGUUGCCAACUUUGGCAGCUGCAAGACUGAUGAUUACAGUGAGAAUGACCUGGCAGUGCUGACCAACCUGGGAGACAUCCAGAUCAUCUCCCUGCCCUUCCUCAAGCUGCAGAUCCGCUACCCCUGCAUCCGCAAGGAGGAUGUGAGUGGCAUUGCGUCCUGUGUCUUCACCAAAUAUGGCCAAGGUUUCUAUCUGAUCUCACCGUCGGAGUUUGAGAGGUUUUCCCUCUCCACCAAAUGGUUGGUGGAGCCUCGGUGCAUCGUGGACAUGCCAGAAGUGACAAGCAACAAUCACGUGCACAGCAAGUCUGGCACAGAGAAUGCUGCAAGGAAAUCCAGGGGAUCAGGAAAGAGUUCAGAUGACUUUGGAGAAGAUGAAAGGAAGUCUGGGAGGCUGAUGGAACAUGCCUUACUCAAUGAUGAAAAAGUGCUGAAGGAGAUCCAGAGUACUCUGGAGGGGGGCAGGGGGAGCUAUGCAGAAAGAAAUUUGGCAAGAAGUCCGUUAGGACAUGGACUAAGUAAUGGAGGAGCAGAUUGACCAGAACUCACCGAGGACUUCCUGGCAUUGCAUCGAGUGCCAUAACACUACUGAUGGGCAAACCGUCCCUGGGGAGAGGGCACCAGUGCUCCCAGCAGCCAGACUGGGGAGCUGCAGCUCCUGUGCUGUGCUUCUGCCUCCCCUUUAGUGCCUCUUGGAGACCUCUCCUGCUGGAGCCUGCCUUGCUUUAGGACAGCAGUGGAUGCCAGGUCUGAUGCACCACAAGCCUCUGAGUACAUCUAACAUUCAAAUGUUUGCACAUUUCUAUUUUCUACUGGGCUGGGUUUUAAAUUAUAAAUGUUUUACUGCCUUGGUGCAGGAUUUUAAUAAACGCACACUGUUACCUCCAAUUAUUUUUUUGUACUUUUUCAAAAAAUCUUAUGGGUAUUUCAGUUUUAACGGAAACAUUUAGAAAUUUACUUUAAGAAAAAAACAUUAAAUAAUAUAUGCUAGACUCCUGUGACUGCUGUAUGUGGUAUCUGAAUGAGUAAUUUUGGGGUUUGUUUGUUAUGGUACUGUUAACUGGCUUUAUGGAUUUGGGUAGAAUCUAUUUUUGUAGCCAUUCAAAUCAGAGGAAAACUAAUUGAAUUUGAUUUU
Sturnus vulgaris (Common starling) is the source of this 6946-nucleotide messenger RNA. The record is from RefSeq and is a predicted model, not a curated record. Lineage: Eukaryota; Metazoa; Chordata; Aves; Passeriformes; Sturnidae.